AUAAUUCAAGUUUUUGCCAGCCCUUCUAUGUGUUGGUAGUAAUGCUAUUCCUUGCUAGGAAGGUAUAAAGCUCACAGCAGCAGCCCAAACACAACACUGCCUUGAAAAGUGCCAAAGGCAACGAGAACUCGGAACGAGGCUUGGCACGCAAGGUGUGUGAGGCAGCGAGCGGCCUAACAAGUCGCGGUCACUUCCGUGUCGUGACGUCACGCUCUGGUGCGUUGCCAUGGCAUCGCGUAGUGGAGCGAACGCUCUGGAGAUCGCAGUGCGAGAGUCGUGGAUUCCUAUCGCUUCCGAGGCGCAGUAAGUUGCGCUGGGUUGGAAAUCACCGACACCUGUAUGCCGCCGGGUACUCGGACGCCGAUCGUUCCCCUUGCGGCUUGGCGUUGCUGUAGGAGCUACACGGAGCGAUCCAUGCAGGGCUUUGGCCGCACCGGGGCGUGCGGAGAGGCGACUUACACCUGUGGAGCAGAUACCAUGAGCCGCCUGUCAGCCACUGCUUAGUGACGGGCUCCGGGCUGCGCUUGGGAUGGAGCCAGAGGAGCUGGAUGUGCUGGGGUAUUAUGUGGAGGAAGAAGAGCAGGAGCAGGAGGAGGAAGAUGGUGGCGGCGGCGGCAAGGAGUUCUUUGAUUUCGAACCCCUUCCAACAUUACUGGAAGAUGAGGAGAAUGUGUCCUUGGCUGAUAUUCUGUCACUACGUGACAACUGCCUUACUGAGCAGGAUAUUUGGGCAAUCUGCCUGGAGUGCUGCUAUUCCAUGAAGAGUAUAGCCCAUUCAGCCAUCUUCCAGACACUCUGCAUCACUCCAGACACCCUGGCAUUCAACACCAACGGCAACGUCUGCUUUAUGGAGCAGCUCAGUGAUGAUCCAGAAGGAGCGUUUGUACCUCCAGAGUUUGAUCUGACUGGCAACACAUUGGAGGCACAUGUAUAUUCCCUGGGCGCGACUCUGAAAGCAGCAAUAGAAUUUGUCAUCGAGCCGGAGUUGGAAACAGAAUUAUGCCCAGAUCUGGAUUCUUUGCUGGAACUUAUGCAACAGGAAAACCCAGCAGACAGACCAGAUAUUGAGAGCAUUAUAUCCUUGUGUGAAACAAGACUCAACUGUUCUUCCGCUAUGAUUUGCCGAAGUCUUUCAUCUAUUGGUAGAAGAGUCCUCUCGAUAGAAUCAGUCAGCGCUUUCCAAGAUGGUUGGGAAUCUCUUUGGAAAGGUAUGGACAAACUUGGAGUGAAUAGAAAACUGCAAAUGACUGAAAAAUGCCCAAGCAAUAAAUCUUCCAUAAUGGACAACUUGAAUUCUACCAACCAUCGGACUGUUAGUCACUCAAUCACUACUUCCCAAAAGGAGGAGAUACAAAAUGGCUGCAUAGAGAAUGGAACACAACUGGAAACGCUGUGCCCAGCUCCACAUUCGCUCCCCGGACAUCCCUUUGAGAAACCCAGAAGUGAAGGUACUAAAGAUUUAUCUCCUGAGGAAUAUGAUCGUUUUCUGGAGGAAAGGACUAGAAACAGCUUUAAGAAACCACAAAGAAGCAAAUAUAUAUGUGAAGCCAAUAACUUGGAUAAAUAUUCAUCUUCCCAUUCCCCGCCAGGUGCUGGAAGGAUUACGCUGAAAAGCUGGCCAUCUGUGCCUAGCUGUGCCUCGCCAGCUGACAGUACGGGCGAACAGCUUUGUACAGGUGAUGCAAGCCCAAGCCAGACAAAAAAGUUUAUUUGUUUUGUGAAUUCAAAGAUAACCGACAGCUCUUUAGUUUCAUGCAACUCCAUGCCAAACCACAGAAACUGCAAUUCUCCCCUCAACCAUCCACUGUGCCAGUCCCAUGUUUCCUAUGAAAACCUUGUUACAGCGCUGGCAAAAGAAAGCCGGCAUUCUUUAUGUACAGACAAAGAAGCCAUUCCAGAAAUGUGUGCUCCAUCCGAGGCUCAUUCAAAUAUUAAGCACUUAAAUGCAAGUAGAUGGCCCUCAGGACAUGGAGAGUCUACUCCAAACCCUUCAUUUUACAAAGAUCAAGUGACUGCUACAAGACAUGACAAUUCUCCUGAGCUAGACAUUAAUGAAGUAAAAGGUUUAAACAUUUCAAGUGAUGAUCAGAAGUGGAUUUCACUUAAAGAACUUGUUCUUAAGCAUGGCACUCCAUUAAAUGAAGAAGAGCUGUGGUCAUUAUGUCAUGAGUGCUUAUACACACUACAGACAUACAUUGAUUAUCCAGGUAUUUUAUAUCUGGAAUCUGUGUUUGUUGAUAACAGCGGAGAAGUUCUCUUCUUUCCUUAUGAAGAUAAAGAACCCUAUGACAAUCUUUGUGUGCCACCAGAAUUUGACCCUGAAGGAGUAGGAUCAGAGAAGGCCUGUGUUUAUGGUAUAGCAGCUAUUUUAUGGUCAGCUGCAAAGCUCAAUUUCCCCUGUAAUCAUAAGCUGGCUCUGCCUAAAAGGCUAAAGCAGUUCCUUCUACAGAUGGCAAAGCAGAAUUGUGCUGAGAGACCAACAAUAGCCGAAGCUCUGAAGAUAUGCAAAGAUUUUCUGCAGCAGAGAAGUAUAGACAGCAAAGGAACCUUGGCUCGCCUAAGCAGCCUUGCAUAUCAGAUUAGCCAGAAUAAAGAGAUGGACCUUCCAGAUAGAGUUUCUCCUGAAGAUUCCAACAAUUGUUACCUACCCUCAGCAGGGUUUGUUCCGGUUUCAGCCAAGAGUAAGCUGAUGGCAGUGAAAGGCCCAGUUCCAGUAAAAGACAAGCCAACCAAUUUGCCUGCAGCUUUUACAUCUCCAGCCUCGUAUUUCAGACCAAUAAUUUUAACUCAAAAUCAUGAUGUAAACAGCAAUCAGAAUCUAUCUACAAGUACUAACAUGGAAGAGGGGGACAUUGUGGAAGCAGAAAUUUCCAUCAGUGACAUUGAAAACCACACAGAUGACACGAUGUGCCAGAGGCCUAACCCUAGUACAAAUUCUUCAAAUGGCCAAAACCUAAAUCUGUUGCAGUCGUCCAUUUCAGACUCUUCGUCUGACUGUAAAGAAAAGACUUCUUCGAGGGCCUCUUCCAUCUCCUCCAGUUCUUCGACCUUAACAAGCAGUCCAGUUAUAAACAAUUAUAUUCUUAAACAGGAUCCAAAAACUGGAAAUCUGAAACUGGUACGCGUGCAGCUUAGUGUACCAGAACAUAUACCAAGCGUUUCCCUGGAGGCUGGGCCUUCACCUCAGCAGACGAAGGCUGAGAAGACAUCAACGCAUACUACAGCAGCAAACUAUGGCUCAGAUAGGAUGAGUUCAAAGAACUCUGCAUCCCUUCCUGUGCCUGUUCUUGUUAAAGGGGAACAUUUAGAAACCAAAGUUAAUGAUACCAUAGGAAAAUUAGCACUAUCUACUUUAGGCUUGACUUCCAUUUUGGAAAGCCCACAGAUUCAUCAGAUUGCUGAUGCUGGCCCAAAUAAAGGGAGCAAUGGGUGUAUGUCCCUAGAGAACGUGGUUAAUGUUGCCUCCCAAAGGACAUUAUGUUCACCCUUACAAAAAGUUGUCCAGAUUAUUCAUGAUGAGUUUGCAUUUGAUGGAUAUUUGGAAAACGGAGUUGAGGAUAUUGCUAUGGGAGAGUAUAUUUUUGCCCUCCAAGGCCUCCAGUAUGUCACGUUCUGUGGGGCCAUUCGUGAGAAAUUUUGUGACCUUUACUGGGAUGACCAGCUGCUCGAAAAACUUUACAAGGUGGUCAGUGGGAAAUCGCCUCCAUAUAACAGAAGAAAGGAGAUUGAAUCCUUUGAUCAGUGUAAUCCUGAACGCUUAUUAAAGAAGAGUCAAAGGAAAUCACGGAAACACAGAAAGCCGGCAGCGGUGUCAAGGAAUGAGCAAUCGGGUGCUACAAACGACCAAGAAACAGUAUUAAACGCAUCACAAGGGCUUGUGGGUACUGAACGGGAAAUGUCACCCAAUACUACCAGGCUAACAGUCACAGAUAGAGGUACUGAGACACUGGUGAUAACCAGCUCUGAAAAAGACUCUUCUCUUGAUGAGCCUGACAUGGCUGAUACACCGGAGUCCCCUGACAAGAAUCCCCAGUCACAUAUGUCUAGCGCUCCUUCCAGUAUUGAAGAAAACUGCUUGCUUACGGAAUUCUCUGACACCAGUAGUUACUGUGUCCGUCCCGAUUAUCAAGAAGAAAGUGAAGAAAACCCCGAAGACUCUCUGCCAAACCAUCGAGAGAACAAUAUUACUAUGUCCAUCUCCCCAGCUGAGCUGUACAAAUGCAGCAGUGGCUGGUGUAGUGCUUUUUAUGGAGCCCAGCUGUUUAAUCCGGAGGUUCAGCAAUAUGUUAAUACACUUGGAAGGCUAAAAGAUGGAUUUUCCAAAACUAUUGAAGCCAAAAGACUGGAACUUGAACAGCAGCUUAUGAUUGAAACAAAAAAUUACAGAAAAACGAUCAAGCUUUACCAGAAUUCUCUGCUGAAAGGAAAAAGGAGCAAAGGUUCGGAUGUAAAGGAGCUCUUACCCAAGCUUAAAGGACAUUUGGAAGAGAUGAAAUCAAAGGUGCAGUUCCUUGAAUUGUCUAAAAAGUUACUCCAGGUAUCUUAUGCAGAGCAAUGGGCUAUUGAGCCACACAGGCUUCCAUAUGUAGCAAAUCUUACUGCAAUGACUGAAAUGGACUCAGAAGCCGACACAUCAUUUCUGCUCAUCUAUAAUGAGAAAGGGCAGCAUCGUGACCAUACAUCCAAAGUCCUUCAAGCAGGGACACCUCUGGGUUUAAUGGCGCAUCUUUAUUCCAGAAAUGCCUUUUUGGAUGGAUACGUGCAGCAAUUUUUUUACACUUUCCGUUACUUCUGCACCCAGGAGGAUCUCCUCCAGUUUCUUAUUGACAGGAUAAACUGCACAGCGGCAAGCCGAGAAGCCACUGCUUUCCCAUCUGUGGAUAAGAAAAUCUUCCAGUGCUCACUGAUCCUGCUGCAGACUUGGAUAGAAAGCUGUGGUGUGGUCGAUUUCUCCAUGAAUCCAGAUGUACUGGACAGACUGGAAGAAUUCAGUAAUGCCCAGGUUUUCCAGAAGGACGACUGGAGUGAGUACUUAAUAUCACUGCUGCAAGAAGUUGCCAAUAAGAAGUACACCAUUUCCUCUUUGACAUUUACUUCUGGAGAUAAGGACGAUACCAAAUCGCUGCAUUCUCUGUGCACUAAGUUAUCUGUGGAUAAUGUCUCCAGGAAGAGUUUUAACUGGAAACUGUCCAAGGGAAACGGAACUGCUGAGACUCACAAGGCUCAUUACUUGGUUGCAUCAGCUCUGCCCCGGCCGUGUUAUCCUGGCUUUAGCGAAGAAUUAUCCAUGUCCUACAUCAAAGCAGAUGAGAGCGGAAUAUUCUCUGUAUACGAGUGCACUGUUCAGCAGAUUGCUACCCAGCUAACCUUGCUCCAGGAGGAAAUGUUUAAGAAGUGCCACCCAGUCCACUUUUUGAAUUCACGGGCAUUGGGGGUGACGGACAAAUCAUCAAAUGCGCCAAAAAGUGUCGGUGUUGAGAGCCCCCCAGCUGAAGCCUGCACUCUGUUCCUGCCAAGCUGUACACAAGACAAGUAUCUGCUACAGAUGCUGCGAUUUGCCGAAAAUGUUAGUACCUGGGUAUCUGGCGAGAUUGUCACAUGUCACACUUCCAAGUUGCAGGCUGGCGUGCUGACAAAGUUCCUUCUUGUUGCCAAGUUAUGUUACGAACAGAGGGACUUUGCGAGCGCCAUGCAGAUCCUGGGAGGCCUGGAAAAUCUCAUUGUACGGCAGCUCCCUGCUUGGAAAAGUCUGCCCUCCAAGGUGUCUGAUAUUCUGGAAGAACUGAAAGCAGUAGAGGUGUUUUUAAAGAGUGACAGCCUGUGCCUGACUAAAGGAGACAGAUUCAGAACAUUACCCACAAUUCCCUCAGCUUGCCUUCUAGCAAUGCAUGUUCAACAGCUUGAAACUGGAGGCUUUACCAUGGCAAGUGGAGCCUUUAAAUGGAAUAAAUUAAGAAAUAUUGCAAAAGUUGUAAGCCAGGUCCAUGCGUUCCAAGAAAUCCCAUACUCCUUCACUCUGGACCCAGAGCUCCAGUUCUAUCUCCGACAGCGAAUCGCUCAUUUUUGUGACGCUGACAUUUCCAUCUUGGCGGCCGACAACAAUGCCAAUUUCCAUCAUGUGCCAUCUGAUAAGCAUUCCCGAAAAAUCCAGGACACCCUGCGGAGAAUGAAGGCUACGUUUCAGUAACUCCCAUGGAACCAAAAGUAUGUUUGGCCGAUAGGUUUUUAUUGUCUACCUUACCAAAGACAAAGUGUAGCCCUGGGAUGGCUAAUGUGGGGCCCUCUGGCUGUUUGACUCAACAACUCUCACAGUUUGGCCAUCCCUUUGCAUGGGAAGAUAUAAAGAAGGUAUAUAUUCUUCCUCAGCUGUGCCCAAAUAUAAGACAUGAGUCAAUGGUUGGAAUCAGAAGACAAAAGCUACUGGAAUUUUCCUAUGGUUGAUGGAGCUAAAGAGUAACCUUUAGGACACUACAGUCAAUACCUGCAAUGCGAUGAGACAUCUUCUACCUCUGAGGCCGUUUCUUUAGCAGCUGGAACAUGAAUGUGUCUUACAGCAGAAGAUUAUUUGGGCUGUGUUGUUACUUUACAUGUAUGUGUUUGUGGAACUGGGAUUUGCUAAUAACUGUGCACUAUGGGUUUCAUUUGGCUGAUAAACUGUUAGGCAAAGUUGUAGGGUCCCAUGGUAUUGUCUGCUUACAAGCUUGUUUAGAAUGAUCUCUCAGGGAAGUCAGUCUAAGGCAUUGGAAUACUUGUUCCCAUGAGUGACUGAAGCUGGCCAUACAAUGCUAGAUCCACUUGUUUGGUGAUGUCAGAAGUGGAUCUGGGCCUGCCUUGGCCACCCAGGUACAGGGCCAAUCCUCUGGGGCCACAAAGUGGAUCAUACAGUGGGUCUAAUAAAGUUCCGUCAGAUGAGUACCACAUUAACAAGCUGAUGUUACCCUGUUCCAAAAGGAUUUUCAAAUCUGCCCAAAUGAUAUCUGUCUAAUUUUUGGCUAUAUGUCUGUCAGACAGGUCCAUCAGUAGGCACCAUACACAGGCCAAUAAAAGUCAGCAGAUUGUAUUGACUUGUGUAUGGUCACCUGGAAGCUGGGCAUACAUGGCCAGAUCCAUUCUUUUGGUGGGAAUGGCAAAUUUGCACCCAAGUGGAGGUGCAAUUGUUUGACCCAAUGGCCAACAAACACUUAACAGUGAGGCCUGUGCAGACAGUUUGGGUAAGGAUCAUAACCUCAGCUUGAUGUGGACCUUACCAAAAAGGGUUUUGCAGCCUUUGUGAAUUAUAUUUGUAUUCUUGUCUGUUUCAACCUUUGUAUGGCAAGCUUUACCCUUGAGAAUGAGAAUGGAGAAUGAAAAGACUGAGCACUGAUAACUUUACCCUUAGGGCAAGUGUGUUCUCUGUAUUUUGAUAGGUUCUUGUAGUGUUUAGAAUGCUUGCUCCCGGCAGUUAUCAUUUGAAAAAUUGCACUGUGUGUCUGUGUUAGGGAGAUGUGACCCACAAAACAUUGCAUGCCUUUUGAUCAUGGUUACUUAGUGGAGAGCAAAUGCCCCCGGCACUUACAUUCUUUUUUUUUUUUUUUUUUUUUUUGUGCCAAUAUAUAAAACAAAGGAUCUACCAUUUCAAGGAGAGGUAGGAUGAAUUUGCACAAAUCUUAACCUGUGGUGCUGUUAUAUUGUAACCCAUCAAAAGGUUUACCCUCUUGGUAAGAAAUGGUACUGCAAGUGACAAGGCUUUUAUUAAAAUUACAACAUCUUUUGAAUGAAGCAUCUCCCAGGAAUGGCAAGUCCCUGGUGUUAGCAACAUUUGUUUGUGGGGGAGGGGAGUAAUUAAUUACCCCCUCCUUAAUGAACUCAGAAGGAGUCUUUGCAUUCCAGGUUGUUGUUAUCGUUCUGUUAUUAUAAAUGUAAGAAAAGCACCUUCCUCCCUUCAUGUGAUGUGAUGGGCUAUCUUGUGUUACAUAUUUAUUAUGGUAGGAGCUUUUAGGGUGAAGACACACAGCGCUACAAAUAGCAGCUACUUGUCAUGGCUUCUAAACUACAGAAAAUCCCCUGCUAUAGACAAUACUGGGAAUUACCUCUGCUAAAACACAAUUAUCAGUAUCAAUAUAGCCAUGACAAGUAGCUGCUACUAGUAGGUCCAGGUGUCUUUACCCUUAGAGCUUUCUAGGAAUGGCUCUAUUUCUCCAUUUCCAGUGCACAGUCAGGCAGAGAUCAUUCAACAGUUUUGUUAACAUCCAAAUUUGGGGAGUUCCCUACUCCAAUUUGCAGGCCUGGUGAGAUGGGGCCUUAUUUAAGCAUGGAUAGAUUUAAACCUGAUUGUGUAACUGGCUUGGUAUAAAUAUCACAAUUUAUAAACUAAUAUAUUUUGUGUGUUAGGCUAGCGGCACCCAUGGCAUUUUCUCCUAAAGCAUAAAUACAACUGGAAAAAUAAACUGAUUUGAUUCCUUCAACCCUAUCUUUACACUGACUGGCACCAUCCACCUGUGAGUGCAUAUACGGAGUAGAUUUUAGUGCAAAAAUGUGGAUACUUGUCUGUUAGUGCAUUCAUAAGAUGGGGCAGUGAUUUACCUAUUGGUGUAUUUACUAUGGCGGAGAAAAUGCUGUGUGUGACACUAUUAGUAGGCUCGGGGCACUCUCCUGCCAAUAGGACACUUAGUACCCAGAAGGCUCAUUAGAUUAAUAGAAUUAUGUUGGUGAAAAUGUAUUUAUUGGGCACUAAAUAAUGCACAGUUCUAGAUAUGUAGUAUGGUACCUCAUGAAUGCUGCUGGUAGCUUUUCCGAUUGCUAUGGGCCAAACCAGGACCUGAACUCUAAAGCCCCAUGGGCUCAGCCCCCUCAACACUUGUUAAGGUAUGACACAGUUAUGUAUAGCCUGCCCUUGACUCCAUCAGAUAGAGCCAAACUGGGUUACUGCCAGAGGGCUGAUCAGUUGGAUGUGUGUAAUCAACAAAAACAAACAAAAGAGGAUUACGUCUCCUGCAGUGUUUAUAAUGAGGCGCCACCCCAAACACCAAUUCAGGGAAAGGCACAGGCAUUUGUGCUUAUAAAAAGCAGUUCAUCCACACCACUAACUUUCUGACUAAAUCUCCCUGUUCAUGUGUAUUUAAGGUCCCAAGUGUAAAAAAGGGAUAAUGGCACCACAAACGAAGAGCGGUGCCGGUGCUUAGGGACAGGGGGAAUCAGUAGAAACAAUGGAGAGUCCAUGGUUAGUGAAGCCAUAACGUAUCCUGGAGGGUUGUGACAGCUAUCAUGUAGUUCAAGGAUCGGCAGCCUAGAGCUGAGAUGUAAAUCCACAUAUCCAGUUAGUUUGGGUGAUACUGGGUGCUGUGGUGCAGUCACCCCAAGUCCUUCUAGCUGCCCUAUAUGUCCUACUUCCCACAGCCAGUCAUGGUGGUAGCUGUAUGCUGGGAAAUAUUGCUGAUCCCAGGGCACAAUCUCAGACCUAGCAUGCUUUUCAGGUAUAUUUACCAUGGCUGCAAAUAUACUGGCACUGUAUGCCUGAAUAUGCCCUUCAGCAUGAAUAAUACCUAUGUUUGUCAGUGUGUCUCUAGCCCGUGGUCAGUGAGGCUUGUCAGGGGGGCGCUAUAUGUUCCCUGUGUUCUCUGUAGAACUAUGCAUGAUCUGUGUGUAUUUCAUGAGUAUUGCAUUGGAUCUGUCUAAAAAUUCAAAGAAUUGUGCAUUCAGCCAUGGUCACCUUCAGAGCUCUAGCCAUCAAAAGGGGCAACUUAUAAACUUAUGUUAUAGUAAACAGUAAGGUAGCCAAAAUUACCCCUUUUUUAUCUAUUGUAACCUUAAAGUCCCAGCAUCUUUAUCCAGCCUGUGGUUGUCAAAGCAUGCUGGGAGUUGUAGUUCAUUGCUGGAGAAUGUAAGCUGGACUUUCCUGGUUUAUGGUUUUGUUACCAAUGAAGACAAGCAACUGCCCUAUAGCUGUGUACAGCAGAGCUGUGCUUCGUCUGUCCCUCGUGUACCACCUACAUCUAUACCCUCGGCGCAACACUCCCAGCACCCUUUGCCAACAAGGUCUCAUUGCAGACUGUAAGCUGCACACCAACAAGAACUGUAGAGUAGACAGUUCUACACGACUGUUCUAGUUCUUUGCACGUGGCACCUUUUGUGCUAUUGCUCACGUUAUAUAUAUAUAUGUGCGAGACUUUAUGCCACUGUCCGUGUUGUGCGACUUUCUUGUCUCUUAUUUUUAUCAUAAUAAUGAUGUUGCACAGAAGUUAAAUGCAUAAUAAAAAUGCUUGUACCCUAUCCUAAAAUGAACCUAAACCCUGCUAAAUACAAAAAUAUAAAUAUAUUCUUUUUAACAUAUGUAUACAGAAAAUAAAAUAAACAUUGUUUGAUAUAA
Messenger RNA from Xenopus tropicalis (tropical clawed frog), 10345 nucleotides. RefSeq names its product kinase non-catalytic C-lobe domain (KIND) containing 1 (gene kndc1). The record is from RefSeq and is a predicted model, not a curated record. Lineage: Eukaryota; Metazoa; Chordata; Amphibia; Anura; Pipidae. The transcript is spliced from 30 exons. Gene Ontology annotation, molecular function: guanyl-nucleotide exchange factor activity. The coding region runs from base 530 to 6187 and encodes 1885 amino acids. Gene Ontology annotation, biological process: small GTPase-mediated signal transduction.